Messenger RNA from Plasmodium gallinaceum, 1416 nucleotides. It is a transcript of the gene DHFS-FPGS, whose product is annotated as dihydrofolate synthase/folylpolyglutamate synthase, putative. The record is from RefSeq and is a predicted model, not a curated record. Bases 1 to 1416 code for a protein of 471 amino acids. Gene Ontology annotation, molecular function: ATP binding; dihydrofolate synthase activity; tetrahydrofolylpolyglutamate synthase activity. The transcript has 4 exons. Gene Ontology annotation, cellular component: cytoplasm; mitochondrion; cytosol. Gene Ontology annotation, biological process: folic acid-containing compound biosynthetic process. NCBI's taxonomy places the organism in Eukaryota, Apicomplexa, Aconoidasida, Haemosporida, Plasmodiidae.
AUGGAAGAACAGAUAAAAACUUAUUCUGAAUGUUUAGAUAAAUUAUAUAAGACGCAUUCUAUAAAAUUAGGGCUUGAUAAUUCAAAAAAACUGAGUGAAUCUUUUGAUAAUCCUUGUGAUAAAUAUAAAACAAUCCAUAUUGCUGGUACUAAUGGAAAAGGAUCAGUAUGCUAUAAAAUAUACUCUUGUCUAAAAUUAAAAAAAUAUAAAGUAGGCUUAUUUUCUUCUCCUCAUAUAUUUUCAUUAAGAGAAAGAAUAAUUGUAGAUGAUGAAUUAAUAAAUGAAGAAGAUUUAAUUUUUCUAGUAAAUAAAGUAAUAAAUAAAAUUAAAAAAAUUGAUAUAAAACCAUCAUUUUUUGAAAUUAUAACAAUGGUUGCAUAUUUGCAUUUUUUAAAUAAAGAAGUUGAUUAUGCUAUAAUUGAAACUGGAUUGGGAGGAAGAUUAGAUGCUACAAACAUUUUAAGUAAACCGGAACUAAUUGUGAUUACUUCUAUUGGUUAUGAUCAUUCUCAUAUAUUGGGAAAUGAACUAAAUCUAAUAUGCAAUGAAAAAAUUGGUAUAUUUAAAAAAGACACAAAUGUUAUUAUAGGACCAUCAGUUUCUAUAUAUAAAAAUGUUUUUGAAAAAGCAAAGGAAUUAAAUUGCAGAAUAACAUUAGUCUCACCAGAACCUAGAGGAGAAACAUAUAAUGAAGAAAAUUCUAGAAUAGCUCUAGAAGCGUUAAAAAUUUUAAAUAUAAAUGUAGACAACUUUUUAAAAUCUGUUAUUUAUAUCAAACCACCUUUAAGAUUACAAUAUUUAGCACAAGAACAAAUUCAUCAUGUAAAAAAAAAAUAUACUUCAAAUAAUUUAGAUAAUAAUUUUUCUUUAUACCCUUGUGCAGUUAUAUUAGAUGUUGGCCACAAUGAAACAGCUAUUGAUAGAUUGUGUACGGAUAUCAACUAUUUUCAUAAAGGUAAACUAAUAAGAAUAUGUAUAUCCUUAACUAAACCAAGAAAUUUAAAUAUAUUUCACCCUUUUAUUGCUCAUUUUCCUGAUACACUAAAGGAUGUAUUUUAUUUACCAUCAAUAAAUCAACGGACAUAUGACUUUGAAGAGAUUACUGAUAUGAUAAAUAAUGAUGAUCAAAUAGAUAAUAAAUUAAAACAAUUAAUUUUAGAUAGUUCUGAGAAAGUAAGACGAUGGUUACAAUGUAAUAAUAAGGAAAAUAUUGAUGGUGCAGAAAAUUUUGAUAAAUUAUAUAAAAGGGGAACUAUUCCGUUAAUUGUAAAGAAUGCCUUCCUAGAAUGUUGUAAAGAUAAUUCUAUUUUGUUAAUUGUUGGGACUUUUUUUAUGUUUGAUGAAGUUUUAAACACAUUUGAUAUUUAUUCAGAUAUUCAAGAUUCUGUUUGUAUGAACGAGCCAUCACUGAUUUAA